AUGACCAAGGACAGUGACCAUCCACCUCCACCACCUCCUCCACCUUCCACAGAGUAUCACCCUGCUCUCUCCGUCAACAACAUCAAGAACGCCAUUCCGUUGAUUCUUGAUCGGGAAAAAGUUCAGUACUCCAACUGGGUUGAGUUGUUUGAAGUUCACUGUCACGCAUUCAAUGUCCUUGAUCAUAUCGACCCUUCGAUCCCUCGACCGACUGAUAUCUCAAACACAUUGUGGCUUCGUCUGGACUCCAUUGUUAAACAAUGGAUUUAUGGAACGAUUUCUACCGAUCUCCUUACAACCAUCCUUAACAAAGGUGAUUCGGCACUUCAAAUUUGGACUAAACUGAAGGACCUAUUUCAAGAUUACAAGAACACACGAGCCGUUUAUCUUGAGAAUCAAUUUAAUAACCUUCAUCUGUCCAAUUUCUCCGACGUCAACUCCUACUGUCAACAAUUAAAGGUCUUAAAGGAUCAAUUGGCAGCCGUCGACCAGCCGGUUUCGGAGCAAAAAUUGGUCAUUCGCCUUGUCUCUGGAUUGGUGAACACUGACUUUGAUACAGUUGCUACUAUUAUUCAACAAACAGAGCCACUGCCAUCUUUUGAGUCUGCUCGGUCACGUCUUCUUCUUGAGGAGACGAGACGCUCCAAUGACCAAGGUUCAUCAUCCGCGUUAGUAGCUCAACACGCCACCACCUCCACUCAAAACACCACGCCACCGCCACAAAAUCGACCACAACAGUAG
Chenopodium quinoa (quinoa) is the source of this 741-nucleotide messenger RNA. RefSeq lists its product as uncharacterized. The record is from RefSeq and is a predicted model, not a curated record. The transcript has a single exon. NCBI's taxonomy places the organism in Eukaryota, Viridiplantae, Streptophyta, Magnoliopsida, Caryophyllales, Amaranthaceae. Bases 1 to 741 code for a protein of 246 amino acids.